AGACCCAUCAUGAAUGAAGGUCAUCUAAGGUCAAAAGUGACGUUAAACAGCUACGCCGAAAAAUGAGCUCACAAGAUUUCAAACAGAUGGAGGAGAAAACAGGGGACAGCGGUCAAGUUCCAGGCAGAAAACCAAUAGAACAACAAGACAAUUCAGUGGUUGCAUGCGCAGAUGCGGACAGCGGUCAAGUUCAAGGCAGAAAACCAAUAGAACAACAAGACAAUGCAGUGGUAGCAUGGGGAGGGGACAGCGGUCAAGUUCCAGGCAGAAAACCAAUAGAACAACAAGACAAUUCAGUGGUAGCAUGCGAAGAUGCGGACAGCGAUCAAGUUCAAGGCAGAAAACCAAUAGAACAACAAGACAAUGCAGUGGUAGCAUGGGGAGGGGACAGCGGUCAAGUUCAAGGCAGAAAACAAAUAGUACAACAAGACAAUGCAGUGGUAGCACGGGCAGAUGACUUAAGAAUACUCCUGGUAGGACACACCGGACAUGGGAAGAGUUCAACUGGAAACACACUUCUUGGAAGGGAAGCCUUCAAACAUGGAUCGUUGCAUAUGUCGGUUACUAAAACUGCUCAUAGAGAGGUGGGAUAUCGUUUUGGCAGGAAAGUUGAAAUAGUAGACACACCUGGAUUUUUUGACACAAGAUAUGAUGACCGUUUUGUACACAGUGAACUAGUGAAAUGUGUUACCUUAACUAUUCCUGGGUUUAACGCCAUUUGCUUUGUAAUGUCACCAGUUAAAUUUACUGAUCCAAUAGUCACGGCAGUGAACAUGUUCUUUGAAUUCUUUGGUGACGGAGUUGAUGAAUUUGCAUUUGUAAUCUUAACACACGCUGAUGACAUUGAAUCCAAAAAUAAUUAUUUAGGGGAAAAUUCUGCAAAAUGGCACCCAACAUUAACUAAACUGAUUAUGCGAUGUAAGAACAAGCUCCUCUUAAUUGACAAUGGUAAACGGAUUACAGACAGUGAAAAAGAAGAAAUGGCUCAGACAAUCUUUGCAGCAAUUGAUGCAAAUUGCAAAUUGCAAAUUGCAAAUUCAAACACCAAACGUGAGCCAUAUUUCACAAAUCCAAUGAUAAAUUGUAUAGACAUGUUUGCUUAUAAUUGGUAUUUGAUGGAGAAAUCAACAGCUCCAAGUACACCUCAUGAAAGAUACAAAUCAACAGCUCCAAGUACACCUCAUGAAACAUAUGAAGGUGAAAAAUGUGUAUUAAGAUUAAAAAUGGAUGCCCUUUUCAAAGAUCUUUUUGAGAGAUGGGAACAUUCAUUCAAGGCAUCAACAAAUGACGAACAUCAAACAAAAUUAACACUUACAGGAAAGGAGCCAUUAUUAAGCUUACCAAGUACUUCAGCAACUAAUGAAAACCGAAUUUGUACACGUGAAGGCCAUGAUGGUACAUUUCUGCCUUCUUACCAAGACCAAUCUUCUGUUUCAAAAACACAACAGAAUCAAAACUAUGGGGAAGAAUUCAAUCAAAUAAUAAAAUACGAAUCAUUUUUGACUUCUGGUAAUGAAGAUCCAUUGAAACAAAAUGUAAAUGAUGAAUUUAAAGCUAGAUAUGCAGACGAAUUCAAAACAAAAUGUGAGAAUGAAUCGAAUGAAUCAUUUCUGGAUAAAAUUGUUGGUGUUGUUAAAUCCGCAUUUGCUAAAACUUUUACAAAGGUUUCCAGAUGGUUUAGCAGUUGGUUUAAAUAAUCCAAUACUACAGCCUUAGAAUCCUCAUCAGCUAUGAAUGCCUGGCCGAUUAUCUGUUUAUUGUUAUUUUUAGUGGUGUGAAAAGGGAUAUGGUAUUUUUAGGUUUUGUUACUUUGUUAACUGAUUAUGUGACUGAUGUUUUAUCAUUAUUUUAUAUGCUCCCCGAAAAUAUUUUCGGUGGAGCAUAUAGUUGCCAGUUUGUAGUUCCUUGCUUCCUUGCUUCCUUGCUUCCUUGCUUCCUUGCUUCCUUGCUUCCUUCCUUCCUUCCUUCCUUCCUUCCUUCCUUCCUUCCUUCCUUCCUUCCUUCCUUCCUUCCUUCCUUCCUUCCUUCCUUCCUUCCUUCCUUCCUUCCUUCCUUCCUUCCUUCCUUCCUUCCUUCCUUCCUUCCUUCCUUCCUUCCUUCCUUCCUUCCUUCCUUCCUUCCUUCCUUCCUUCCUUCCGUCACACUUUUGCUACCGUUUCUCAUAGCGCCUUCAAUACUUUACCAAUCGCUUUCAUAUUUGGCAUGUAGGUACCUUACAUGGACAUCUACCUUUUGAUGAGGUUUGAGGUCACUGGGGUCAAUGUCAAGGUCAAAGGCUAAUAAUAGACUUCCUUUCGUCACACUGUUGCUACCGUUUCUCAUAGUGCCUUCAAAACUUUACCAAUGGCUUUCAUAUUUGGCAUGUAGGUACCUUGCAUGGACCUCUAUCUUUUCAUGAGGUUUGAGGUCACUGGGGUCAAGGUCAAGGUCACCGAGGCUAAUAAUAGACUUCCUUCCGUCACACUUUUGCUACCGUUUCUCAUAGCGCCUUCAAUACUUUACCAAUGGCUUUCAUAUUUGGCAUGUAGGUACCUUGCAUGGCCCUUUACCUUUUGAUGAGGUUUGAGGUCAAUGGGGUCAAGGUCAAGGUCACCGAGGCUAAUAAUAGAUUUUUCCGUCACACUAUUGUUACUGUUUCUCAUAGCACCUUUAAUACUUUACCGAUCUCUUUCAUAUUUGGCAUGUAGGUACCUUGCAUGGACCUUUACCCUUUGAUGAGGUUUGAAGUCACUGGGGUCAAGGUCAAGGUCACCGAGGCUAAUAAUAGAGUUUUCGUCUUACUUUUGUUACAGUUCUCAUAGCACCUUCAAUUCUUUUACGAUCUCUUUCACAUUUGCCAUGUAGGAACCUUGCACGGACCUCUACCUUAUGAUAAGGUUUGAGGUCACUGGGGUCAAGGUCGCCGAGGCUAAUUAUAGGUUCACACUUUUGUUACAGUUUCUCAUAGCACCUUCAAUUUUUUACCGACUCUCUUUCAUAUUUGCCACGUAGGUACCUUGCAUGGACCCCUACCUUUUGAUGAGGUUUGAGGUCACUGUGGUCAAGGUCAAGGUCACCGAGGCUAAUAAUAGAUUUUUUUAGGUGGUUAUUAACAAAUAGAUUGACAAAGCGCAUCAUUGGGGAGCAUCCAUCAGUUUCACUGAUAUUC
Molecule: messenger RNA, 3148 nt
Organism: Dreissena polymorpha
Lineage: Eukaryota; Metazoa; Mollusca; Bivalvia; Myida; Dreissenidae
Product: GTPase IMAP family member 8-like
Exons: 9
Coding region: 63-1697 (544 amino acids)
Molecular function (GO): GTP binding
Source: RefSeq, a predicted model, not a curated record